CAAACUGAAUGGAAUUUACAAACCCUUACUUGAUAAAGACAUGGUGCUUUAGCGAAAAGAAGAAAUCUCGAAAAUCAUCCCAAGAAGAGGCUUUAUCCAAGAGAAACCAUCUCUCUACUUCCAGAAGGAAGUCAAACAAAUUCCAAAAUGUUCCAUCGAGACUCUUCGAUUUCUUGAAAUAAAGACUCCAAAAAUAGUUUACAAAGAAAAGCCAACAGAUCGGUGGAGCCUGGUCAGGUUGCAAGACCAAUGACAAAGGAAGGACUUAAGAACAGCAAAACUCUUAUAAACGAGAACUCUCAUCAGAAGAGGGCCAGUAGAACACACAAUAAGCCCUUUAAUUCCUAUCAAUUUACUGCUAACCCAUCUUGAAAACUUCCAAGAUAUCUUAGUAAGAUUUCUCACAUACCAAAAGAUACUAAAAAUCAAGUUAAAAAAUGCCAAGAAACAGAGAGCAGUAACCCUAUUCAUCUUAAGAGUUUUAACUCAAAAUCAGAGGUUAAGCAGCCGAAGGAUGUCACAAUGCAGAUAGAUAACUCACAACUAGAUGAAGAAGAGAUGUCCAAUCUUGAUCCCCAGAAUUUCUGAAACAGCAGUCUAGUUUCUUCUCACACAAUUAUGAAAGCCAAGCAUCAGAAUUCACUAGUAACUCCAGUUAAGAUUUCAUAUGUGUCUGAAGAGAAAGCUCCUCCGUCUCCAGAGACUGGAGAAGUUAGAAAUACAUCCCAAGAACCUGUUCAAGAAGAAGAUGAUAAUAACUGGGAAGAUAUUUCUGAUAACUCUGGUCAAGAUGAUGUACAAGAUGCCUCACUAACCGAGCAACAAGAGGCUGAAAUCCUUUUCCAAAAGACAGUCAGACAAUCUGAAAGAGGGAUGCAAUAUCUUCAAAGUCAAAGAAAAUUGGCAGAAAUCACAAAAAAUAGAAAAGUUAGACUAAAAUCUCCCAAGACAGAAGAAGCCAAGCUCCCUCGGAAGAUCUUCAAUUCUGAGGAAUGGAGCUUGGAGAACUUUGAAAUUGGGAGACCACUAGCCAGAGGUCACUCAGGCUACUGCCUUCUCGUUAGGGAACGAAUUACCAAGUAUCCAUUUGUGCUGAAGAUGAUCUUCAAGAAACAACUGUCGAAGAGUCAGAGGUAUUUAAAAAGUUUACGAAGAGAAAUCGAGAUUCACUCAAGACUUAAGCAUCCUAAUAUCUUAAGCAUGUAUGGCUGGUUCAAAGACCAUAAAAGAGUGUUCAUAAUUCUAGAAUAUUGUGCUGAAGGUGAUCUUUUCACAUACAUGACUGAGCAGCCAGGUCGAAGGUUCCCAGAAGAGGUCUCUGCCAACUAUAUCAAGCAAAUAGCUGAGGCUUUGCUGUACCUGCAUAGCAAAAAUAUUAUUCAUAGGGAUAUCAAGCCUGAAAAUAUCCUGGUCGAUGGAGAUGAUAUCAAGCUAGGGGAUUUCGGCUUAAGUAUCCAUAGUCCAAGUAAUAGGAGGAAGAGCCUAGGAGGUACAGCCGAUUAUAUGUCACCUGAAAUGCUUCAAAACAAAGAAUAUGACUCAAGAAUUGAUAUCUGGAGUCUUGGAAUUCUGGUAUAUGAACUCUCUAGUGGAGAAGCCCCAUUUUAUUCUAUUGACAAGUUAAUACAAGGCAAGAAAAUCAAGCUUGGGCAAUUUCAAAUGAAAUCAUAUUUUACUGAAAGUUUGAAAGAUCUUAUCACAAAGCUUUUAAAAGUAGAUCCUCAGGAGAGAAUAUCAAUAGAAGAAGUACUGACCCAUCCAUGGAUUGUUUCAAAUACCUUUGAUAUCUCUGAGCUAAGCUCAGAGAUGAAUUAGAAUGCAUCCUAGUGUAGAUUUCAGU
Molecule: messenger RNA, 1840 nt
Organism: Moneuplotes crassus
Lineage: Eukaryota; Ciliophora; Spirotrichea; Euplotida; Euplotidae
Source: the annotation of a GenBank genome assembly